CGGCGCGGCCGAGCCGCACUCGCGCGCCGCAGCUCGCAACAGUCCCACGACCGAACGACCGACGCCCGCGCCCGGUGUCGUAUUACCGCUCUAUAAAUAUCCCGUGAUCGCGAUCGCCAAUUUAGAAACGGUCGCGCGCCGUGUUUUGAACCAGUGAUUAACAGUGCCAAGUGAAGAAUAAUACCUGAACCCACCAGUUAACGACCAUCGAUAUGGCACAGUUAAUCACUGUGCGUCUCAACAAAUCCGACCAGCAGCCGCUAGGCUUCCGGCUACAGGGGGGAAAGGACUUCGGCACACCUCUCGUUGUUCAAAAGGUUAACGGCGGCAGCGCGGCAGAGCGUGCUGGUCUUCAAGCUGGCGACGCACUCAUCCGAGUCAACAACACAGAUGUGUACACACUGCGUCACCAAGAGGCACAGGACACCAUCCGUGGUGCUGGUACCGCCCUUGAGCUGACUGUGCAACGCGGCGGCAGCACUUGGCGCCCAUCAGUGACCCCGACUGGCAGCCUGCCACGUCCCGGAUCCAGGCCGUUGGGUGCGGCUCCUAUACCCGUUACCAACACCUCGCUGAAGGCCACGCCGCAGCCAUCCCGAGCCUUCGGCUCUGGACAUAACAAUGUCGCCAAACCCUUCGGCUAUAUGAACGGCAGUGACUCAGUGAAGAGUAUAGUGAACAAGCAAUACAAUACACCGGUGAAUAUGUACAGUGACAAAACAAUCGCGGAGACCCUGUCUGCGCAGACCGAGGUGUUGGCUGGAGGUGUGCUUGGUGUGAACUUCAAGAAAAAUGAGAAAACAUACGAUGCAGAAAAGAGCGCUGUGUUUAAAGUGUUGCAAGAGGAGCAAAACGACCCUGAACCAGAGCCGUCUCACUUUUACUCACGAGCGAGCGUGGCGCGGGCGGGUACACCGUGCAGCCUGCACCGAACUCACCGGUCGCGGUCGCGCACGCCGCGCGUGGCGGGCACCCCGCGGCCCGCGUCGCCCCCGCGGCCCCCGCAGCCCCCGCGCGCCACCACCGGCACCCAGACGCCCGUGCCGGCCCCAGAGCCGCCGCAGCCUACAAUCCCCGUGGGCUGCCACCAGGUGCUAGCUGACGGCAGCGUGGCGCUGGGUGCGCCCGCCGCUUCGCAGCCUCACCACGACUCGCUGCCGGUCAUCAAUGAUACGCCCUAUUGCUCCGACUGUAACCGCUACAUUAUCGGUGUGUUCGUGCGCAUCAAGGACAAGAACUUGCACGUGGAAUGUUUCAAAUGUUCUACAUGUGGCACGUCACUUAAGAACCAGGGUUACUACAACUUGAAUGGAAAAUUAUACUGCGACAUACACGCCAAGCUCGUUGCUCGCCAGAAUCCACCGGCUCCAAACCUAGAGCCCGUUACUGUACCACCUGGUGGCCGUAUCCCCACAAAUACAUAUUCGACUCCACUACCACCAUUGGCUACAAACAACUAUAUAAAUGGAUCAUCGUCGCUGUUCAGCCCGAAUAGUAACAUCUCGGGUCCGAAACCUUUCGGUUCCUCUAUCGGAUCAGCGUACUCUCCGUCAUUGUCGCCGCGAUCUGCGCCGCUGUCGCCUGCGCGGCCUCUGGUGGCCCCCGCCCCCGCCUUGGCGCCUGCGCCUGCUCUGAUUACCGCACCAGCGCCUGCGCCCUUCGCGCCUACUCAAAAUGUGAAAAGCAUAGUGUGGCCCCCAUCAAAUCCCCCUACAGACGAAAUGCCCCAACUCGAUAGCAGAGAAUCAAAAUCAACAAUUGUCGUCGAUGAAAGUACUGUACAUACUAUGCAAAAAGAGAAACAACUAGAAAAAAGUAAUACCAAAUCUCAAGAAGAUUACAUCAAUCAAAAGGAUGCACAACAAAUAUUGUCGUCUUCUAAACAAUGCUCUGAAAUCUCUUCCAGUGUAUCUUAUGCGUCCGCAACUUUAUCAACGGCUACAACUACAUCAUCGCAGUCACAGUCAUUAAUUCAAAGUAAACAAUCAAACGAAAUUCAUAAAAGUACCAGCUGUGUCGUACAAUCUUUCUCGGAAAAAACGUCCUCCGAGAAGCAAAGUUUGAAUAUUUAUCAAUCAAAAACAAGUCCUCCAGUUGAAAAAUUAAAUGAUACUAUAGAAAAAUCAGAAAUACUUAUUACAAAACAAUCAGAAGUAGAUUUUCACAACAAUGACUCUAACGUUCCAGAAAAAAAAUUAGAAGUAAUAUCAAAUGCAACUAAAAUACAACAUAAUAAUUCAGACGAAAAUAAACAAACGCCCUCAAAGAAUAUUGAAAAUGAAGAACUUAUUCAGAAAUCUAAUAAUGAUGAGUUAUCUUAUCAAAAUAUGUCUACAAUAUCAAUUUCUGAUAAAAAAAAUGAAAUUAGUGACACUGUUGUUACUUCAAUAAAAUCACCCACACACAGUACUAUAGAGAGUUCAGGUCCAAUAAGGUCUAUGAGGGAUGCUUUAACGACUGCACCAGAUCGUCCUUAUUCACCUUUGCCGUCUUCACAACCUAUAAAUCCCAAUACUCAGAUAAGUAAUGAACUUGAAAUUGAAACUUCAGUUAAUAAAAUUCCAGAAAUAUCGAAUGUAUCAUUACAACCAACCUCACAACCAUCGCCAAUAUUUGUUCAACAAUCUAACCGGGGUAUUUCACCUAUUCCACCAAUUAAAACAUACACUCCACCAGAUACAAAACAAGUUCCAAUACCAAUGCCUGAAGAAACUAAACCAUAUAUUCCACCAGAUUUUAAAAUUAAUAUUGAGCCAAAAGUGCCACGGGAAGAGACAUCAUCUCCAAUGGUAGAAGCAUUAACAACAGCUCCGAGUCGAUCAUUUACUCCUGUACAAAUUCCAAUAAUACAAAGAGGCUCUUUAAGAGACGCACUUACAAUUGCUCCAGAUCAACCUUAUAAUUCUCUCAGUAUAAAAAACCAAUCAACUAGUUUCACAUCUACGUCAUCUACAAUACAAUCUACAACAUCAGAUAUAUUAAAACCGAUUGCGACACAAUCAUCGAAUAGUCAGACUCUUUCAGAAUUUUCAAAUUCUAUACAAAAUACAUGUCAAUUGCAAACAUCAACUAAUAUGUCCGCAUUUAGGCCAGUUGCAAAACAAGUUUUCCCUCCACUACAACCCGAAGAAUUCUGUCAACUUUCCAAUUUUCCACCUAUUAGUGAUGACCUAAAAUCCAGUUUUCAACAAUCCGUUCAUUCAAAACAGGAAACUAUGAUAUCCGAAACUAUGCAACACUCUGCUAUUACAACAAGUAGCAUUAGUACUCAAGGUUUCUCGUCAAUAAAAAAUGCUCAAAGCUAUUUUGAGCAAUUGAAUCAAAAGGAAUCAUUAUCAUCAACAAAUAUAAGAUCAAAAUCUGGUUUACAUAAAGCAGACGAUAUCCCAUCUUAUCAGAGAAACUUUGAGAAAUUGCCUUCUCAAAGAGGAAUUACUCCAGAAAUAUGUACUGCACCAGCAAUCCCUCAAAGACCUGUCACCCCAUUAACCGAUGCGCCCAACAAGUUGAGGGAGAAAUCCCAAGAACCCAAACAAAUAACAAGCAUCGUAUCACCUCAACCACAAAUUCCUAAAUAUCAUCAAUUAAGAACACCCGUUCAACAAACUCCUAAUCAAUUCCAUAAAGACACUCCUAUUAGUAUGACUUUCCAACCUGUGACAGAUGAAAAUCUGUUGAGAAUAUCCCCUGCACGAAGUCGACCCACUACACCUAGUUUGAUAAAUAAACCAGCUCCUAUAAUACCUCAUUACCAAAUGAAUUUGGUAACAGUGGAAUACUCCGCACCGGAAAGUCAUUUAUAUGAGCCGUCGAGCCGUGAAGCAAGUCGUUCUCCGACACCAAAACCAAGAUCUCGUUCUCCAGCACAUGGACCUCCACCAAAUCCUUUAAAAGCCCAAGCACCGCGACUUAAAGAAACUACACCACAACGCCAUUCAGCACAUUCCCUUUUGACACAAGCCACUUCAAAUUUACGAAAAGAAAAUGAAUUGACCCAAAAAGAGAUUAAAAGAUAUACAGAUACGUCAAAUCCAACUCAAACUUGGGCAAAUGAUCAACCGUCAAUAACUAAGGAAGAGAAGUAUUCAAAUUUUGGGUACAACAGUGAACAUUAUAAUAAGGGGGAUUUCAAUAUAAAAGAAGAUUCAAUGCUCAAUCAAAACUAUGGACAAAAACACACACAAUCGCAUAAUGUAUCAGAAUAUGGAAAUAAGACAGUACAGACGACAAGAAAAACUUUCGAAGAAUUUGAAAGGACACAAUCUGCUAAAGUUAUAGAAAUACGAAAAGGGGCCUCGUCUUCAUCAGAAAUGCAUCAACAGAUUGAAUCUAACAUUCGCCCAUCUAAUGUUAAACAAGUUUUUCCACCACCUGUCAUGAGUAUACCAACGAUCCAACAGAACUCAUCUGCUAACCUUACUAAUGAAAGUGUCGUAACUGCAAGUAGAUCAAUAGAAAAUUACCAGCCAAAGCCUUCGAUUUCUGGUGCUAACCAAGGUCCAGUGUGUGAUCCUACCCCGUCAACAGGUUCCAGUGUAGGAGCUGCUGCCCGUGGCAAAACUUUUGGUGUAUCCUCUGCUCCAAAACGAGGAAGGGGAAUUUUGAAUAAAGCAGCGGUACCUGGCUCUCGGGUGCCCCUUUGCGCUUCCUGCAAUGGGAAUAUUAGAGGACCAUUUAUAACGGCUUUGGGGCGUAUUUGGUGUCCUGAGCAUUUCGUUUGCGUGAAUGCUACAUGCCGACGUCAUCUGCAAGAUAUUGGUUUUGUUGAGGAGAAUGGUCAACUUUAUUGUGAAUACUGUUUCGAACAAUACAUCGCACCGGCAUGUGAUAAAUGUCACGCCAAAAUUAAGGGUGAUUGUCUAAAUGCUAUUGGGAAACAUUUCCAUCCAGAAUGUUUCAAUUGCGUCUAUUGUGGAAAAUUAUUUGGUAACAAUCCGUUCUUCUUAGAAGAUGGAUUGCCUUAUUGUGAAGCAGAUUGGAAUGAGCUGUUUACAACUAAAUGUUUCGCCUGCGGGUUCCCUGUGGAGGCAGGCGACAGGUGGGUCGAGGCGCUCAACAAUAACUACCACAGUCAGUGCUUCAACUGCACGGUGUGCAAAAAGAACCUCGAAGGACAGAGUUUCUUCGCCAAGGGAGGUAGACCUUUCUGUAAAACUCACGCCCGCUAGAAGUCCACAUCAUAUUAUGUACAACUCGGACACUGUUUACUCCACUACUACUUUCCGUCCUGUUUCUCCUUCUCCUGUGGUAUUCGAACCAGUCGAAACACCUUCUCCACAAAGAACAAGAAAGUUGGAAACACCCCUCCACUUUGAUGGAGGAUUGUUUUCCGAUAUAAAGAGUAAAGAUGGCAAGCUACUGAGCACUGUUACCGUCGAUCGAGUUCAUAGCUCGACGCGUCGUGAUGUCACAGACUCGCCUAACUCGUAUCAGAACAUCGCAUCAAAUGGAACAAGGGACUAUGUAGACGAUAUUAUCAAAACAGAGACAAUCACAAAUCAAGAUGUUAUCAAAGUUAAAUUUACUCCAGUACCACAAGAAUUGGACUCUCCACGUUUGCUAACACCUUCACAGUUUCAAACAAAUCGUACCACAACGCCUAUAAAUUACAUUAAGGAUAAUUAUGAAGACUUACAAAGUUACAAAAUUGUUAAUUCUCUAUGUAUGGAAAAGGACCUAGAUGCUGAGGUAUCGAGUAGUAUUAAGAGUGUAGAUAACUUAACAGUUACUAAACCUCACAAGAGGGCAUUCAGUCCACUGGCGAACAUAGAAAUAUCUGAACAAUUAACAAAGAUAGACAGUUAUUUGCAAGAUAGUUUGAAUGUAUGCACCAUUAGCGAAACUAUGGGCCAUACUACUCCUGUGCUAAGGCUUACGCCCGUGUCAAUACAGACAGAGGGAGAAACAGAAAGGUCUGAAACAAAAAGUAAUUAUCAUAAAGAAAAUCAGUAUUUCGUAGAGAAAUGUGUAAGUAAUAUUUCUAACAGUUACCAUGAGGUAGAGAACAAAGAAGGUAAUCAAAAAGAAUAUACACCACAACUGGACCUAGUACAAGAUAAGCGUCAAGUUCUCACUGAUUCUACUGAUGUUGGAAAUAUUACAGAAAAUAUAUCAAAAUCACACAGUGUCAAUAAAAAACAUCAGGGAGUUUUUAGUGCUGUCUAUAAUAUGCCGAUACAUUAUCAUGCAGCAAUUUUAUGUUUUAUAUUAAUUGUAUAUAAUCUUAUUUAUCAGUAUAUUAAGCAAAAUUGCCUUAAUAAUAACAGUAAAUAAAUUAAUUACUUAUGGUAUUUCAUAUACCUACGUAUAUCUGUUUUAAAAACACGAGAAAUAAAAAAAUCGUGAAUUUUAUGUACUAUAACGAACUAGUCAUUGGUUGGGAUAUAAUGAAUAUGACACAAUAAUAAUAAAUAAUGUAUUGAUGUUGUGGGAGAUCGUAUGUUAAAAUAAAAGAAGAUGUAAAUAGUCACAGGUAACAAAUUCCUCUAUUGUCGUUUGUGUAUCAAUAAUAUUUUUAUAUUAACCAUUUGGUGCUUUUCAAUACAGUAAAAUGCUCGCAAUAUUGUGAUAUUUUACAGUUUCCUCUAAUUUAAAUUUAAGGCUUUGUAUACAGCUUCCGGAAUGUUGCAGUAAACUGUUACUAACAUUAACAGUAGUUAUUAAUUCAAAUUGGAAGAAAGUAAAUGUUGUUGUCCAUGGGGGACAUAAGAAAGUAAUUGGUGCACCAAGUCUAAAAAAUGUAUUCUGUUUAAUGAUGUAACCUCUUAUAUCAAAUAGUAUAACAUUUUUUAUAACAAUUAUAUAUAUUUAAUUUGUUAUGAACCAUUCAAUGUAUUAUUUUUAGGGACUUAUUUAUACUUUUUAAUACUGAGAUAAGAUGAUGAAAAAAAUAUUGUUCCGACUCCCUAUAUUCUGUUGGUAAUAAAUUAAGAAUCAUACAUUUAUAAACUAUUUAUUUAGUCUUACGUACUCUAUAGUUUAUACACACUUAAAAAUGUGAGCUUAAAUAAAAAUAUUUUAUUUUCUAA
This is a messenger RNA of Galleria mellonella (greater wax moth), 7028 nucleotides long. It is a transcript of the gene Zasp52, whose product is annotated as PDZ and LIM domain protein Zasp. Gene Ontology annotation, cellular component: stress fiber; filamentous actin; Z disc. Gene Ontology annotation, molecular function: muscle alpha-actinin binding; actin binding. The transcript is spliced from 16 exons. Gene Ontology annotation, biological process: heart development; muscle structure development; actin cytoskeleton organization. The coding region runs from base 213 to 5168 and encodes 1651 amino acids. NCBI's taxonomy places the organism in Eukaryota, Metazoa, Arthropoda, Insecta, Lepidoptera, Pyralidae. The record is from RefSeq and is a predicted model, not a curated record.